This is a messenger RNA of Orcinus orca (killer whale), 5277 nucleotides long. It is a transcript of the gene CSGALNACT2, whose product is annotated as chondroitin sulfate N-acetylgalactosaminyltransferase 2. Gene Ontology annotation, cellular component: Golgi cisterna membrane. Bases 1681 to 3309 code for a protein of 542 amino acids. The record is from RefSeq and is a predicted model, not a curated record. Lineage: Eukaryota; Metazoa; Chordata; Mammalia; Artiodactyla; Delphinidae. Gene Ontology annotation, molecular function: glucuronosyl-N-acetylgalactosaminyl-proteoglycan 4-beta-N-acetylgalactosaminyltransferase activity. The transcript is spliced from 8 exons.
GGUCCCCAGGGCUAGGGCCCCUCCCGUGCGGGCUCUGGGGCGCGGGCCCCGGACUGUGGGUUCCCGUCGCUGUUGGGUCACCUCACGGACGAGCUCUCCUGGGGGCCGUGUCCCCGUGGGUUCGCCGCAAGCCCUCCGGAGUCUGCUCCGGUGUCAGGAAAAGCCGCGGUUUUUCGGAGCCCUUUGACUUGGCUUUUCAGAACUGUGCUGCCGGAGACCGUUGGUUUGCGUGUGUUUUAUUUUUAUCACUUUUUUUUUUUUUUUUAAACCAACUCACCGCCAUCUCUGCUCCCCUCAGUGGGUAAACUUUGUGGUCAGCUGUUACCGCUUUAUUGCGUUAAAUUAGUAUUCUCUGGCGGCAGCCUUUCUAUGCCUGCCAGACGCUAGGCACCUUUAAAAGAUGCAUAUUUGUGUAGGAAUUAGUGGCGCCGAGGAGACCACGGGACGGGAAGCCUCUUGCAUUUUUAGACUUCUUGAAAAUUACACUAUUCCUGAGCAACUUGCCGAGGAAUAAUUUGUAAACGCCAUAGUGAAGCUUUUAUUUAUGAUGUUAUUGGCAGAAUGAAAAUUUGAUUAUAAACCUGAAGCUUUUAUCCGUCAGACUACUUUUGAGAUUUAUAUGCGAUGUCUGGACAUUUAACUAUCAUUGAAGGUUCUCAGGAGCUGGGCCUUGAUUUUUGCUGGAGUUAAUGUUGUAUUAAAACAGGACUUCGAACGUGGAAGUAGGAAUCCAAGUAGUAUUUUAUGACUGAGGAUGUUAACGUUCAUUUUGCAUUAUUAUUCUGAUACCAUUUGUCUAAAGUUGUCUUAUUACUUAAUGUAAAAAGGAUUUGGAUAUCCACUAUUUAUGGCUUAGAGAAUUUUGACAUAAGUAAACAGUUUUAGUUCUCUCAGUUUGGAAAUUACAUUUUUUUCUUUAACUUUUUGAUUGAGAUAUAAAAUAUCUAUGAAGUCAUCAAGCGCAUAAAUCUUAGUUGUACACCUCAGUGAAUUUUUGUUUUUAUUGUGCAACCACCAGCUUUCAUAUUAUACCUGUAGAGCAUUUCCAUCAUUCCAGGAGUUUCCCCCUGCUUCUUCCAAGUCAGUUAUACCCCUGCCCAGCCCCCAUCAGUAUUUUGAUUUCUGUCAUCAUCUAUUAGUUUUGUCUAUUUGGGGCUUGAUAUUAAUGGAAUCCUACAGUAUACUCAGCAUAUUGAUUAUGAGAUUCUUCCAUAAUGUUUCAUGUAUCAGUAGUUCUUUUUUAUUGCUGUGUGGUAAUCCAUUGUAUCAUUAUAUGGCACUCCUCUGUUGGUGGAUAUUUAUGUUUCCAGUUUUUGUAUAUUAUGUAUUUUGAAGAAUGCUAUGAACAUUCUUACAAAUGUCUUGGUGAACAUCUGUGCAUUUCUGUCAGCUGUGGAAUGGCUAAAUCAUAAGAAAAAUCACCACCCGUGUCAUGGAUUUUAUCUGAUUGUGUAGAUCAGAUUUCCUUAUUCUGGAUAUCAUGGUAACAAUAUAGGAAAUAUGCAUUAUUUCUGCAAGUAGAAUUCACUGCUGAAGGAAGAAAUUUUUUAAGCUACAGCCAAAUUCAUUUUGGUACCUUUUAUGGAAAUCCUGAUUUUGUUUUUACUUUUUUAUAACCUUUCGCAAAAGGUAUGAACAAGCAAAGAGCACAUCUCAUUAGGCAAGUCCACAUUAAUAAGAAUGCCUAGAAGAGGAUUGAUUCUUCAGACCCGGACCCACUGGCUACUGUUGGGUCUCGCUUUACUCUGCAGUUUAAUAUUAUUUUUGUACCUUCUGGAAUGUGCCCCCCAGACUGAUGGAAAUGCAUCUCUUCCCGGUAUCGUUGGGGAAAAUUAUGGUAAAGAGUAUUAUCAAGCCCUCCUACAGGAGCAGGAAGAACAUUAUCAAACCAGAGCAACCAGUCUGAAACGCCAGAUUGCCCAAUUAAAACAAGAAUUGCAAGAAAUGAGUGAGAAGAUGAGAUCACUGCAAGAGAGAAAGAAUGUAGGGGCUAAUGGCAUAGGCUAUCAAGGCAACAAAGAGCAAGCACCUAGUGAUCUUUUAGAGUUUCUUCAUUCACAAAUUGACAAAGCUGAAGUUAGCAUAGGAGCCAAACUACCUAGUGAGUAUGGAGUCAUUCCCUUUGAAAGUUUUACCUUAAUGAAAGUAUUCCAGUUGGAAAUGGGUCUCACUCGCCAUCCUGAGGAAAAACCAGUUAGAAAAGAUAAGCGAGAUGAAUUGGUAGAAGUUAUUGAAGCUGGCUUGGAGGUCAUUAAUAAUCCUGAUGAAGACGAUGAACAGGAAGAUGAGGAUGGUCCCCUUGGAGAAAAACUGGUAUUUAAUGAAAAUGACUUCAUAGAAGGUUAUUAUCGCACUGAGAGAGAUAAGGGCACACUGUAUGAACUCUUUUUUAAGAAAGCAGACCUUACGGAAUAUAGACACGUGACUCUCUUCCGCCCUUUUGGACCUCUCAUGAAAGUGAAGAGCGAGAUGAUUGACAUUACUAGAUCAAUUAUUAAUAUCAUUGUGCCGCUUGCUGAAAGAACUGAAGCAUUUGCACAGUUUAUGCAGAACUUCAGGGAUGUAUGUAUUCAUCAGGACAAGAGAAUUCAUCUCACAGUGGUGUAUUUUGGUAAAGAAGGACUAUCUAAAGUCAAGUCUAUCCUAGAAUCUGUCACAAGUGAGUCUAAUUUUCACAAUUACACCUUGGUCUCAUUGAAUGAAGAAUUUAAUCGUGGACGAGGACUAAAUGUGGGUGCCCGAGCUUGGGACAAGGGAGAGGUCUUGAUGUUUUUCUGCGAUGUUGAUAUAUAUUUCUCAGCCGAAUUCCUUAACAGCUGCCGGUUAAAUGCUGAGCCAGGUAAGAAGGUGUUUUACCCUGUGGUGUUUAGUCUUUACAACCCUGCCAUUGUUUAUGCCAAUCUGGAUGUGCCCCCGCCUGUGGAACAGCAGCUGGUUCACAAAAAGGAUUCUGGCUUUUGGCGAGAUUUUGGCUUUGGAAUGACUUGUCAGUAUCGAUCAGAUUUCCUGACCAUUGGUGGAUUUGAUAUGGAAGUAAAAGGUUGGGGUGGAGAAGAUGUUCAUCUUUAUCGAAAAUACUUACAUGGUGACCUGAUUGUGAUUCGGACUCCGGUUCCUGGUCUUUUCCACCUCUGGCACGAGAAACGCUGUGCUGAUGAGUUGACACCCGAGCAGUACCGCAUGUGCAUCCAGUCCAAAGCCAUGAACGAGGCCUCUCACUCGCACCUGGGAAUGCUGGUCUUCAGGGAGGAGAUAGAGACGCAUCUUCACAAACAGGCAUACAGGACAAAUAGCGAAUCUGUUGGUUAAUGUCAUCAGUGACACAUUAGUCUGAACCACAAACCAGCACUAUUUAGCCUUAAUUCCAAUUCCAGAUGCAGUGCCUCUUUCAGAGAAGACAUGCUUAUCUUUUGUGUUCUUGCUGACAUUACUUUAGCAAUUUAACUUAGUGUGAGAAGAAAAAGCAAGUUUUGCAAUGCAAAGUCUCUGUUUUGUGAGUAUACUUCACUAUGGAAUCAUUGACAAAUCAAAAUCUGGUAUUUGUUCUAAGAGUAGCUUUGAGUUAAUUUUACCCGGCUUCAUGUUCUGAUGUGUAUCCUGGUUGCCUCUGGGCUGAGGGAUGGAAUGUGUUGUGCUGAAGGUGGGUCGGGAGCAUCCUGUUCCCAAAGAGAGGACGGAGUGUUAUGGAUGGAGUGUGUGGAUAAGGGCUCUUCACCUACCGACCACUGAGUCAACCUACUUGGUUUUAAAUUAAGAUCUUUGGGCAGUUGCUUAAAGGAUCCUUUUUCACUGAAGCAGAGAAUAAUUAAAUGACACAUCUAAAAUCCCCAACUAAUCAAGAGAAGGCAGAGACAAAAAUCCCUCAACUUUGUGUUGUUGCCUAGCCCCCUCAAUGUCUGUUUUUAAACAAAUGGGUAAUAGAAAAUACUAAGGUUAUAAUCUGUGGCUUGAUUAAAAAUAUAAUGUGUUACAAAUUUAGCAUCAUGUUCAGGAUUAGGAGUCAAAGUUGCUGUAGACUGUUUUGAACAAACAGAAAUAAACAUGGAAACGUCUUUAACAGAGCAGUUAAUUAUGCUGGAGUGUAGGACACUAGGGGUGUCUGGGACAUCAGUUUACAUGAGCCAGGGCCCUAUCAGGGCCUUCUUGUGGUGGUUCAGAAUAGAUGAGCAUAGCAUGGUGUCAUGUGUUUUUGGCUUUGUAUUGUCUUAUUUAGCAUGGAUCCAUAAUGUAUGUAUUAUUCUUUUUUUCUAAUAUGUUAAUUAAGCUACAUCUGUGUUAUUAUAAUACUUUGAGUUGAGGAGGAAUUUCACUGAAGGAAGAAAAACCAAACAAUUUAAUGAGGUAUACCAUAAGAUCAUACUGAUUUGAGAAAAGGGGAGGAGGGGAAGGUUGUCUAAAUGGAAAUCUGAAUUACAGAAUAUUUUAGAGAAAUAUAUAACUUGCAGAUAGAAUGAUGUUUUAAUUGAGGUGUAAAUUAUAUUAAGGAGACAAGAUGAGUAAGAAAUUAUAUUCAGAUAUGACUGUACUGUGUUAUUUAUCACACAUGGAUCUUUUACCAUAUGGUCAAUUGCUAGAUCCACAAAUUGGAGAUAUGGUGAAAGGCAUGCAUAGAUUUUUGAACCUUUGGCUUUUAAAAGGGACCUAUAUUGAAUUCUUUCUAUUUGUAUAGAAACCCCUGAAAAUUCAUAGAAGACAAAUCAUUACUCUUUUUUCUCAGUAAAUCAUAUCAUCUGAAAUAUUAUAAAUCCCAAAUUUCUUGGUGCUACAUGAAUUCAAUUUUAUAAUAACUCUUACUAAAUAUUCUUACAAGUUUUUAGUUGGGGUAGCAUUUAGGCUUAGUUUUUUAAGAUGUGUAAAAUGUUCUCUGCAAAAUUGUUCAGGCCAUUGUCUCCUUUUAUAUACAGUUAUUUAUUGUGAAGACCAGUGAAUUAAGGUAUUUAAAGUGAGAGAACCUAAUUAUUUGCAAAAGUGAGUUGUAGCUGGUUUUUUGACAGAAUCAAAUGAUUUUUUUCCUUUUUAAAAAAAAAAAAAGCUUUUCAUUUAAAGAUGGAAGCUAAGCAAUGGAAACAUUACUCUGUUUUUGACAGUAAAAGGUACCAAUAAAGUAUUUUAUUACCGAAAGUUAAAUGAAAAUGUGAUAAGUUAGUUUCUUUCUGUUGUAAAAUAUCAUAAAUACAGAAAAGUGUAUGACAUGUAAAUGUGUACUUUAAAGAAUAAUAAAGCCAACGCUAGUGCACCAGCUAUUCAGAUUAGGAUAUAGAACAUUACCAGUGAAAA